Messenger RNA from Carlito syrichta (Philippine tarsier), 977 nucleotides. RefSeq names its product cytochrome b-c1 complex subunit Rieske, mitochondrial. The record is from RefSeq and is a predicted model, not a curated record. Gene Ontology annotation, cellular component: membrane. Gene Ontology annotation, molecular function: quinol-cytochrome-c reductase activity; 2 iron, 2 sulfur cluster binding. Gene Ontology annotation, biological process: mitochondrial electron transport, ubiquinol to cytochrome c. NCBI's taxonomy places the organism in Eukaryota, Metazoa, Chordata, Mammalia, Primates, Tarsiidae.
AAAAUACCAGGACCUGGUCAGUCGCUGCCUGCUUGGGCCCGUUCAUUGCCCAUAACAUUGGCCACAUUCCAUGGGGCGGCAGGCACACUGCAGCCCUGGGGAAGGUUGUGGUGCCUGCCACCUCAUAGCCACCUUUGCUGGAUGUGAAACAAUACUUCCUGUGCCAGGAGUCACUGAGUGGUCAGGCCAUGGGCCGUCCUUUGGUCACCUUCGUGGGCCUCAGUGUCCCUGCUUUUGUUUGUUAUUCCCAUAUAGAUGUCAAAGUGCCUGACUUCUCUGAUUACUGUCACACUGAAGUUUUAGAUAGUGCAAAAUCUUCAAAAGAGAGCAGCAAGGCUAGAAAAUGUUUCUCCUAUUUGGUAACUGCAAUAACUACUGUGGGUGUGGCAUAUGUUACCAAGGAUGUUGUCUCCCAGUUUGUUUCUAGCAUGGGUGCUUCUGCUGAUGUGUUGGCCAUGUCAAAAAUUGAAAUCAAGUUAUCUGAUAUUCCAUAAGUCAAGAACAUGGCUUUCAAAUGGAGAGGCAAACUUCUGUUUGUGUGCCAUAGAACCAAGAAAGAAACUGACCAGGAAGCUGCAGUUGCAGUGUUUCAGUUGAGGGACCCACAGAAUGAUUUUGAACAAGUAAAGGAACCUGAAUGGGUUAUCUUGAUAGGUGUCUGUACUCAUCUUGGUUGUAUAUACUCAUUGCAAAUGCUGGAGUUUGGUGAUUAUUACUGCCUACAUGGAUCACACCAUGAUGCAUCUGGCAGCAUCAGGAAGGGGUCUAUACCUCUUAACCUUGAAGUUCCCUUAUGUGAGUUCACCAGUGAUGACUUAGUGAUUGUUGGUUGGAGACUUGGACUCAGGUCAGGCUUCUUUCAGUCUCUGUCACCUGAGAAGAAUUAUGUGAGAGCAAGUCUUCUAUACUUCCAGUUGGUUGAUGUGAAAUAUUUAAGAAUUGAUUGUAAUGUAGUUGCAGAUUUUAAUGUGAAGUAA